AUAGCAACCUCCAAUAACAUAUAAAAUGGUGGAUAUUUUGCUUGUAUAAGAACAGUAACUAAUAUAUAUAAACAAUUAAGUAAAUUCUUUUGCCGCCAAGAGUUUGUCUAGAAAAGAAAUUUUAAGUUUUUUAUAAAGAAAAUUAAUGAUCAUGGCUCAGGCGUAUAAAGAUUUAAUCGCUUCAGUAAAAAAAAUUCUUGAUACCUUUGAUGAAAACAGUGUGGCUUCAGAAACUCAUCUUGAAGAAAGUCUGGCCAGUUUUGGCCCUAUAGACGAAACAGAAGAGAUUUUCAUUACGAAUGCGUUUAGCGACUGUGUUCAGUACUCAAAAGCGUUAAAAGUAAUUGUAGAUGCUUUUUACGCUCGUGAUGGAAAGAUUAUGCUUAAUAGCGAAAAGCAUAUGUAUACAGUAUUCGCCUAUCUAAUGUUACUUGCCUACAAGGACAUCGGUUCAAGCUGGUUCAAUAAAUGCGUUUUGUCACACCAUACAAAAAAAAUGUAUACGUUUUUUCAAUUCGCUACUGAUGAAAAACAUAUUUUGACCUGGAUGAAGGAUGAAUGGAAUAAAUUAUAUGAUACCAGCUUUGUCCAAGAACAUUUCAUUAAUCCUUUACAAAGGCAUCUUCCAGAACUUCGAAACUUAGUUGAUUCUUUAAAAGAUAAAUUGGAUAACAAAAAUCAAUUAAAAGAACCAAAAGAAAUUCCCAAAACAAACUCUAAGCCGUUUAAUUUAACUGAAGUAAAACCUAGAAAAAUACCCAUGCCACAACCAAUCCCUAAAAUGCCUAAAUGCAAAGAUGCACCUGAAGUUAUCUACAAACAGCCUGAGGAAUUUGAGAAUUUACAAAAGAUCUCCAAGGAAAAUAGAAGAUAUGCCGAAAAAAGACUAAUGGACGCUACCAGAUCUCAAUUUUCUUGUGCUAAUACUGCACCGUCAGAUAAAACUGUAGAGAAAAGGGAAAAUAUCCUGAAUGAGCGAAAUGCCGAAUUGAAAUUUAAUAUGUCUAAAGCCCACCCUCUGCCAAGCGUUAGUGGUAGACAAAAGCCAGUUGUAAGACUUAAUGCUGCUGCUAUUUUAAGAGAAGGUGAAAGGUAUCGAAAAGUGCAAGAAGAAGAAUGGGAGAAAUUAGUAAAAUUAGAGUCCGGUUACGGAGAUAGUGACCAAUUUGACAAUUGGCAGAAUAGGGUCAAGGAACAAGACGAAUUAGAUGCGAAACUAGAAGCUGAGCGUCGAAGGAUGUCCGGAAAAAUUGCCUAUGAGGAGGCAAUAAUUGCCAAGAAAGAGCAGAUAGAACAAAAAAAGGUUGAAGUUCAACAGAUGAAGAAAGAAGCAAGAAAGCUCAUGCAUAUUUACAUGUUGAAAAAACUCGAUAUGGAGGAGUCGCAAAAGCAUAAAGUCAAAAAUGUUCAAGAUUCUCAUCAGAACGCUCAAGAAGCUAAAAGAAAGGUUAGGGAAUAUAAAGCCGGAAUUGUAAAACAAGUGGCGGAAGAACGUAAGGAGUUAAUGGAAAGGGCAUUAAAAGAAGCUGAAGAGGAAAUGAUGAAGAAAAUGGAACUCAUCAGAGAAAUUCGAGCCUUAGAGGCUGUUCCCAAACAAAGGGAAAAACUUGUCGAUUUGACAUCUACACCUGGACACGGUCUCUUAACAGAGAUGUCGGUUGCAGAGCUCAGAGAAAGAUUAACAUGGUUAAGAGUAGAACAGAAAGAGAAAGAAGAAGAAAGGCGAGAUCAGAUAUUCGCAUCGAAACAAGCAAAAGAUCAGUUGCUAAUAGAUACAAUAGACACAAUUAGCAAACAUAGAAACGAAUUAAGCAAAGCAGCAGCUAUGAAGCUUGAGCAAAAGAAAGUUACCAGACUCCAAACAGACACCGAUGUUAAGUCUAAUAGUAAAAUUAAUGCCUUACAACAACGUCUCGACGACCUGCGAUUGCAGAGAAAGGAAACCUACAACCACUUGGGUCACGGCGUUGCCAAGCAGCUACCUAAAAAGCUUCCUAGUGGUAACAAAUCGGAUACCAGAUUAGCGCAAAUUGAAAAAGGAAAGGAAAAGAAAGACAAUCGCUUGGGACCGUCUAUUCAUUCAAAAUCUGCUCAAAGAAUUGCAACUGCUGGAAGACAGACUGCUUUAGCUGCUUUUUCGUAAAUUAAAUGCAUGUUUUUUUCAGCGUCCAAAAGAAAAUCAAUUACAAAUACAAACACAUUACAUAUAGUGUAUAUAUAUAUAUAUAUAUAUAUAUGUAUAUAU
Dimorphilus gyrociliatus is the source of this 2245-nucleotide messenger RNA. NCBI's taxonomy places the organism in Eukaryota, Metazoa, Annelida, Polychaeta, Dinophilidae. The record is from the annotation of a GenBank genome assembly.